Messenger RNA from Fraxinus pennsylvanica, 2157 nucleotides. The record is from the annotation of a GenBank genome assembly. NCBI's taxonomy places the organism in Eukaryota, Viridiplantae, Streptophyta, Magnoliopsida, Lamiales, Oleaceae.
AUGGAAGAGACAUUUGUGCCAUUUCGUGGAAUCAAGAAUGACAUAAAAGGAAGGCUACAGUGUUACAAGCAAGAUUGGACUGGUGGAUUCAGUGCUGGCUUCAGGAUAUUGGCACCCACCACAUAUAUAUUUUUCGCAUCUGCUAUCCCAGUGAUUUCAUUUGGGGAGCAACUGGAAAGAAAUACAGAUGGUGUUCUAACGGCGGUUCAAACGUUAGCAUCGACUGCAAUUUGUGGGAUUAUACACUCAAUAAUUGGAGGUCAACCAUUACUGAUUUUGGGAGUUGCUGAGCCUACUGUGAUCAUGUACACCUUCAUGUUCACCUUUGCUAAACAGAGACCAGAAUUGGGACGUGAACUGUUUCUCGCAUGGACGGGAUGGGUAUGCGUGUGGACUGCAAUUCUUCUGUUCCUCUUUGCUAUUUUAGGAGCUUGCUCCAUUAUCAACAGGUUUACUCGUGUGGCCGGAGAAUUAUUUGGAAUGCUUAUUGCUAUGCUUUUCAUGCAGCAAGCUAUCAGAGGACUUGUGGAUGAGUUUCGUAUUCCAAAAAGGGAAGAUCCAAGUUCAGCGGAGUUUAUACCUUCAUGGAGAUUUGCCAAUGGCAUGUUUGCAGUGGUUCUCUCAUUUGGUCUACUGCUAACAGCCUUAAGAAGCCGAAAAGCAAGGUCAUGGCGUUAUGGAACCGGUUGGCUUCGAAGCCUUAUAGCAGAUUAUGGGGUACCGCUCAUGGUUCUGGUUUGGACAGCUGUGACUUACAUACCCUCUGGAAGUGUUCCAAAAGGGAUUCCAAGACGUCUCUUUAGCCCAAACCCGUGGUCACCAGGAGCCUAUGAGAACUGGACAGUCAUUAAGGACAUGCUAAACGUACCCAUUCUCUAUAUACUUGGAGCUUUUAUUCCCGCGACAAUGAUUGCGGUACUUUACUAUUUCGACCAUAGUGUAGCUUCUCAAUUGGCUCAGCAGAAAGAAUUCAAUUUGAGGAAGCCACCUUCCUUCCAUUAUGACUUGCUGCUUUUAGGAUUUCUGACAUUAAUGUGUGGUCUUGUUGGCAUUCCUCCAUCAAAUGGUGUAAUUCCACAGUCCCCAAUGCAUACAAAAAGUCUAGCUACUCUCAAACACCAGUUGCUUCGGAACCGGCUAGUUGCAUCAGCACGGCAGAGUAUGAGAAAGAACUCAAGCUUGGGACAAUUAUAUGGAACUAUGCAAGAAGCCUAUCAACAAAUGCAGACUCCUCUGAUAUACCAGGAAGCAUCACAAAGAGGACUGAAGGAGUUGAAAGAAUCGACCAUUGAGUUAGCAUCGAGCAUGGGUAGCUUUGAUGCUCCGGUAGAUGAAACAGUUUUUGAUGUUGAGAAGGAGAUUGAUGAUUUACUUCCCGUUGAGGUCAAAGAACAGCGUCUCAGCAACUUGCUUCAAGCCAUUAUGGUGGGAGGAUGUGUUGCUGCUAUGCCUGUCUUAAGAAUGAUUCCAACCUCCGUUCUCUGGGGAUAUUUUGCUUUUAUGGCAAUUGAAAGCUUACCGGGUAAUCAGUUUUGGGAAAGGAUAUUACUACUUUUCACUGCACCAAGCAGAAGAUACAAAGUAUUGGAGGAGUGCCACGCCACCUUUGUGGAGACUGUGCCUUUCAAGGCAAUUGUGACAUUUACUAUAUUCCAAACAACUUAUUUGCUUCUGUGUUUCGGUAUUACAUGGGUUCCAAUUGCGGGGCUCCUUUUCCCUCUAUUUAUUAUGCUUCUGGUCCCCGUCAGACAAUACCUACUGCCCAAAUUUUUUAAAGGGGCACACCUUCAGGAUUUAGAUGCUGCAGAUUAUGAAGAGGCACCUGGGGUUCCAUUCAACCUUCCCACGGAGGAAGAACUGGGAGCAAGAGUUUCCUUUGCAGAGGUUGGAGAGGUUUUAGAUGACAUGAUCACCAGAAGCCGUGGUGAGGUCAAGCAUAUCUGCAGUCCUAGGGUCUCGAGUUCUUCGACAACCCCAGCAAGAGACAUUAAACUCCAUCAGAGCCCGCGCUUUUCAGGGAAAGCAUACAGUCCGCGCAUCAGCAAACUAAGAGGAGAGCAGACUCCCCGGUCUGGUGGAAGAGGGCAUUCAAGUCCAAGCACCGGAGAAAAAGGCUCAUCUAAUUUGGGGACGCCUAGUACUUCAACUUCAAAGUAG